This is a messenger RNA of Naegleria lovaniensis, 1593 nucleotides long. RefSeq lists its product as uncharacterized. The transcript has a single exon. Lineage: Eukaryota; Heterolobosea; Eutetramitea; Acrasida; Naegleriidae. The record is from RefSeq and is a predicted model, not a curated record. Bases 1 to 1593 code for a protein of 530 amino acids.
AUGAUGGAGGCUGUGAAAGAGAAUGGCAACGCUUUGCAGGCUGCUUCUAUUCCCCUUCAAUCAGAUCACGAAAUUGUAAUAACAGCCAUUAGACAAAACCCGUUAUCUUUAUUGUAUGCCUCCAAACACAUGAAACAAGAUGAGCAAGUGGUGUUAGAGGCUGUCUCUCGAAACAUGAAAGCACUAGCAUACGCUUCCACAGAUUUACAAUCGAAUCGCUCUCUGCUCGUAAAAGCUUUUACAAGUACCUUGCAAAAGGAUUUCGUUAUCAGCUCUAACCAUUUGGGUGUAGGACGGCAUGCCAGCAUUCAAGAUGAAGGUGAUGAGGAGGAGAGAAAAUCGAAUUCCAUCUUUUCAGAUGCAUCAUUUCUUUAUGAAGUCAUUCAACAUGGGACCAUUGAAAUUUUGCAGAAUGAAGAAUUCUUCUCAUUUAGAAAUGAUUGUGACUUUAUGCUGCAGGCUCUUCGCUACAAUAUAAAAGCACUAAAAUACGCUUCCCAAAGUUUGAGAAAUGAUAAGGAUUUUAUGAAGAAUGCUCUUUCCAUUUUGAUGUUGAAAAGUCAAAGUACAGAAGGACAAAAAGGUCCAAACGAAAGCGUCUCCAAGCUCAUGUUACAGAUUCAAUGUUAUUAUGAACUAAAGGAUGCAUUUGAUUCUAACAAGCAGUCUAAGAUCGAUCCAUCUGUUGUGUUGAAGGCACUUCAGUUUGAUGGUUUAGCUCUCCAAUACACUUCCAAGGAAAUGCAAAAUGACAUGGACAUGGUCAUGGAGGCAGUGAAGAAUUUUCGAUAUAGGUGUUCUUGCCAUUCAGAAGAGAAUGAGCAAAUGCAUCCAUUGAUCUAUGCUUCUUCUGAGAUGAGAAAUGACCAUCAGGUGGUCAUGACUUCACUCGAGUAUGGUUGUACUUGUUCCCUGCAAUAUGCAUCAGAAGCACUUAGAUCAGAUAAGGUAUUUAUCAUGGAACAAAUCAAGCGUUAUGGUGCUUCUCUGAUGCAGUUUGUGUCUGAUUCAUUAUGGAACGAUUCACAAGUGAUUGAAAUAGCCAUACAAGCCAAGGGUUUUUGCAAAAUGAGAAAGGUAUCCCAAGAAUAUUUAUUGUCUCAAUCGAAAGAGAUCAUUCUUCAAAAAUUGAAACUAGUAUGCAAACAGCCUGACAGUUACCAUCAGGUUCAUUUACGAAAAGAGCUGUUCAAGUUCUUUCCCCUCACUGUAGAUCAUCCAUUGUUGAAUGAUGAAGAACUUUGGUUUUCAGCUCUUUCUUUUAGAUCUCAAAUCCUGGAAAUGUUUCCUUUAAGGUUUUUCAACCAUGCUCCUCAGAAAAAAGUAAUCGAAAGUUUGAAACAUAAUGGCUCUUGUUUAGAUAGGUUACCAGAGAAAGUGAAACAGAAGUUGAACUGCAAAAACAUGCUUCUCGAGAUUGCCUUAUUGGAGUCAGGAUUUUCACUGUUGACAACUGCCAAGAAUGAUUUUGAAAGGAGAAUGAAACAUGUUUAUGAUGGAGUGGUAUUUCCGAAUUCAUACUUUGAUGAGAAUUGUUUCGAGGUAAUUUCUGAAAAGUCCAUUUUCCAAUUACUGAAUUCUCAUCUUCAUUAA